UUUUGUAGAUGACAAAUAAACUUAUAGAAGAGAUAAACUUACUUUUUUGAUCCAAGUAAUAAAAUUUUGGAGAGAUUUGACGAUCAUGAGGAAUCAGGGUAACCGGGAACGGCGGAGCAUGGAGGCGGAGGUGGAAGCGGCGAAGAAGAGAUGCCGAGAGUUGAUAGAAAAAAUAGAUUGUUUGGACGUCGCCACCAUCAAAUCAAAUUGCAAGCACACACUCUUGAAGUUGGUCCAGUCCGAGUUCUCGUUCCUCUCCCGCUUUCCCAUUCAUCUAGCUUCUUCUCAACCUCUCAGCGUCAACCUUGGGCACCUGGAAGCCAUUGUCUACAUUCUUCAACAACCUUUUAUAACUGCAGUUUCUCGUGUUUGCAAGCCACUUCCUCUCUCAUUAUCAAGUAAACAUAAAACCCUUUCUGCUGCUGCUUCUUUGAAUUCCAUCCACGUCCAUAUUGUAUGUAAUCUCAACAAAAACCCAGUUUGGGUUAUUGUUUCUGAUAGAAACCCGAAUUACAUUACUUGGCAUUCAAAUAACAAGACCAAGGGUUUGAAGUCUAGAAUUCAACAAGUUCUUGAUGCAGCAAAGUCAACCAACACCUUAAGACCUUACUCUAUUAUCCUUUUCUUUUCAAAUGGACUCACCAUUUUUAACCAUCAGAAACUUAAGGAUGAACUUGGUGCCUCCAAGCUAGCUCUGGAAUUCUCUGACUCUGAUUUUGAUUUUGCCGAGGAAACUGAAGGUGAAUGGGUUCAUGUAAUUCCAGGGAUGUAUAAGGAGGCAUGUGUACUUGAAAUUAAGUUUGAUCAUGUUGUGAAUAAUGUCAUUAGUUCUGAGCAUGAGGUGAAAGACUCAUUUCUGAAUGUAUUUCCUCCUGAGCAUCAAGGAGAGAACGUGAAUCCUAACUUAGGCUCUAGCAAUUCUUUUUCUGCUCUUCUUUCACAAAUGAAAAAGGUGGAAUCUACUAAGAUGGAGGAUUUUUCCCAUGACGAUGAUUUUAUCAACUUUGAUACAACAGCUUUGAUAGCUAUUGUAUCAGGAAUUAGCAAUGGUUGUGCCGAGGAACUUUUGAAUAAACCAGAGGUUGAACUGCGGCAUCGAUUCAAGGGAAAUUAUGAUUUUGUGAUUGCCCAGGCAAUGUCUGAACUUCAGUACCCAAUACACGCGAACCUCAGUGCUGCUGUAUCUGGGAAGAGGGGCAUAAUAUGUGAGAGUGUUCUUUCAGAGUUCAAGGAGCUAGUAUGGAUGUGUGGAGGAGCUAAUGAGAAGCACAGAGCUGAUCAGCUCCUGAAAUGCCUCCUGGUUGUGCGAGAUAGCCCUUCAGAACGACUGAUAGGCCUGCCAACUACAAGAAAGCUAGCACUGAAAAACAAGAUUGUGUUUGGAACUGGUGAUUAUUGGCGUGCCCCAACUUUGACUGCAAAUAUGGCAUUCGUGAGAGCAGUAGCACAGACAGGGAUGUCUUUGUUUACUAUUGAGCAUAGUCCACGGGCUUUAACCGGUAACUAGCUGCACUAACCAGUCUGACAUGCCAGUAAGAAGAGAUCCAUUUUUGGUUAAAGCACUCUUGGGCUAUGUUUAUUGUUGUUACCUAUAACUUGUAUACGGUUAACCAGACUUGCUUUUUUACUAACAUUUUGGCUGUUUCAAUUAAUGAAAGGCAUAGUUAGAGAACAUUUUAAAGGAA
This is a messenger RNA of Gossypium raimondii (Peruvian cotton), 1685 nucleotides long. RefSeq lists its product as uncharacterized. The transcript has 4 exons. Bases 86 to 1507 code for a protein of 473 amino acids. The record is from RefSeq and is a predicted model, not a curated record. NCBI's taxonomy places the organism in Eukaryota, Viridiplantae, Streptophyta, Magnoliopsida, Malvales, Malvaceae.